AUGGCGGAAGAUCUGGUGCUGGAUACUGCAAUCAGAGACUGGGUGUUGAUUCCUCUCUCUGUGGUUAUGGUUCUCAUUGGUGUGUUGCGCUAUUUUGUCUCCAAGCUUAUGCACUCUUCACAAACUCCAGAUGCCAAAAUUGUAAAGGAGGGGCAAGUGAUUGUUAGAGCUCGGAAUUUACGUGCUGGAGCGAAUUUUAUUCCUUCCAAGGCUUUUCGCACGCGCAAGAUUUAUUUUUGCAACGAGGAAAAUGGUCUGCUGUUUGUUCCAAAGGGCCAGGGCCAGAAUCCGCAAGCACAGAUGUUCUCUGAUCCGAACAUGGCCAUGGAUAUGAUGAAGAAAAACCUUUCAAUGAUAAUUCCCCAGACUCUUACUUUUGCUUGGGUGAACUUCUUCUUUUCUGGAUUUGUAGCAGCCAAGAUACCCUUUCCGUUGACACAGAGGUUUAGGUCGAUGUUACAGAAUGGUAUAGACCUUAGCACAGUAGACGUCAGCUAUGUCAGCAGUCGCUCUUGGUACUUCCUCAAUUUGUUUGGAUUAAGAGGAUUGUUUAGUCUCAUUUUGGGUGAAGAAAAUGCUGUAGAUGAUACACAACGUAUGAUGCAAAUGGGUGGAUUUGGAUUUGAUCCUUCAAAGGGUCUGAGUGCUGAGAAAGACAAUCUCGACAUAACACAGCAUGACUGGGCCUUACUGAAUUUCGAGCAUCGGGCCGAAGCUGUGUUGAGGAAAGUCAUCAGUUAA
Sphenostylis stenocarpa is the source of this 741-nucleotide messenger RNA. NCBI's taxonomy places the organism in Eukaryota, Viridiplantae, Streptophyta, Magnoliopsida, Fabales, Fabaceae. The record is from the annotation of a GenBank genome assembly.